UAUCACUCGCCUCCACACGCAGGGACAGGGACAGGGAAAGGGAGGGAGCGAUCCUUCUUGGCCUCCGGCGCCGCCGUCUCCCCGCGGUUGCCUGAGCCAAGAACUGGAUCAGGAUCGGAGGACGACACAGGCGCCAUGUCAGUCAGUGGAUCCCGUUAGCCAUUAGCCAAGCUAGAUCCCUUUUCUCAUCUGCAACUGCAUUUCAUCCAGCGGGAAAAAGAAGAGCCAUCCAAUCGGUGUCGAUUCUCAUCGAUCCUUCGAUGCGUCGCGUCUGUUAAUUCUUUGGCUCGAAUCGCCGCCGCAGUUUGAUCGUUUUGCUGUCGUCGCCGCGCGCGUCGCUUGAUCUCAAGGCGUGCGUUUUGGCCCAUGACGACGGCCGCCGGAGCCACACUCUGCGCAGCGGCGAGGGACGACCAGGAGCUCCUCCAGAUCUGUCCCAGUAGUCUCCGGCCGUCGCUUUGUGGCGCGGAAUCCAUCGUGAUCUACCUCACCGCGCCGGGAAUAUCUGUGAUGCCCAUGCGGGUCAUGGCGUCCGACUCCAUCGCCUCCGUCAAGCUCCGCGUCCAGACGUCCAGGGGCUUCGUCGUCCGGAAGCAGAAGCUGGUCUUCGAUGGCCGGGAGCUCGCGCGCAAUGACUGCUGCAUCCGGGACUACGGCGUCUCCGACGGCAACGUCCUCCACCUCGUGAUCAGGAUCUCCGACCUCCGCCUCAUCACCGUCGAGACCGUGCAGGGCAACAAGUUCAGGUUCCGCGUCGAGCCCGGCCGCACCGUCGGCUACGUCAAGCAGCAGAUCGCCAAGGACCGCCUCCACCCCGCGCACCCCGACGACCAGAGCCUCGUGCUCCAGGGCGAGGUGCUCGACGACAGCAACCUCAUCCACGACGUCUGCAGGAGCGACGGCGCGGUCAUCCACCUGCUCGUCCAUCGCUCGGCGAAGCUCCGGACCAGGCCCGUCGACCGGGACUUCGAGGUUUCCAUCGUCGCGCGCAACGCUGGCGAGAUUCAUGACCAUUCGCCGAAGCAACAGACGAAAUUGCAGAGGGACUUUGCGAUCGAACCGGUGGUCGUCAACCCAAAGGCCGCACUGCCGUCGGUGAUCGAUAACCUGGUGAACGCCGUCUUCUCCGGGAUGGAGAAGGGGAACGCUCCGAUCAUGUCGUCGGAGGGCACCGGGGGCGCGUAUUUCAUGCAGGACGCGUCGGGGCAGGAGCACGUGGCCGUGUUCAAGCCGGUGGACGAGGAGCCCAUGGCGGCGAACAACCCACGCGGCCUGCCACCGUCACCCACCGGCGAGGGGCUCAAGAAAGGGACACGCGUCGGCGAGGGCGCCAUCCGAGAGGUUGCCGCCUACAUCCUCGACCAUCCUCCCGGUGCCCGGCGAUCAUUCUCACGACAAGGCGCCGCCGUCGUCGGCUUUGCCGGUGUGGCGCCGACCGCGCUGGUCCGGUGCAUGCACAGGAGCUUCAAGCAACCACCUUGUGAGCACGGGAAGACGAAGCAGCAGCAGCAGCCUGUGUUCAAGGUGGGAUCUUUGCAGGCGUUCGUGAAGAACAGCGGCAGCUGCGAGGACAUGGGACCCCGUGAGUUCCCGGUGCAGGAGGUUCACAAGAUCUGCGUGCUGGACAUCAGGCUGGCUAACGCAGACAGGCACGCCGGCAACAUCCUCACCUGCAGGGAGGAAGGCCGUGGCCUGUGUCUGGUUCCAAUCGACCAUGGAUACUGCCUUCCUGAGAGCUUUGAGGACUGCACAUUCGAGUGGCUCUACUGGGCGCAGUGCCGCGAGCCAUUCAGCGAGGAGACGGUGGAGUACAUAAGGGCGCUGGACGCCGACGAGGACAUCGCCAUCCUCAGGUUCCACACGUGGGAGGUGCCGGCCAAGUGCGCGCGCGUGCUGCGCAUCACCACCAUGCUCCUCAAGAAGGGCGUGGAGAGGGGCCUCACCGCGUUCGACAUGGGGACCAUCCUGUGCAGAGCGACGCUGACCGAGGAGUCCGUCAUCGAGGAGAUCAUCCAUGAAGCUGAAGCUGAUGGCGCCAUUGACGAUGAAGCUGCGUUCCUGAACUCUGUUUCUGAAUCCAUGGACCGCCGUCUGGAUGGGAUCAAGCGUGCAAGAGAAAGUAAUAUAACAACACGUACGUAACUACUAACUGCUCCCUCUUCUCGUAGAUACACUAUAACGUAAAUAAAAAAGGGGCGAAAUUAUACUGAUUAAACAGGCAAAGAUUGUAAUACUAGUGACUACUGAGUAUAAAUCUCGCGCAGCUGAUAAUUGAUUGAGUGUAUAUGUAUCAGAACUCAGAAUUGGAUUUAAAGGCCUUGAGGGCGUCUGCCCUUUUCUUUUUCUUCAUGUAAUCUAUCUUUAGCUACGAACCAUCUUUAACAUCUUUGAAUCUUGAUCAUUGUACCACCUGUUUUCCGCGAAGCAUGCUGUUUCGUUUUAAUUUUU
Molecule: messenger RNA, 2448 nt
Organism: Oryza brachyantha (malo sina)
Lineage: Eukaryota; Viridiplantae; Streptophyta; Magnoliopsida; Poales; Poaceae
Product: phosphatidylinositol 4-kinase gamma 4-like
Exons: 2
Coding region: 367-2142 (591 amino acids)
Molecular function (GO): protein binding
Source: RefSeq, a predicted model, not a curated record